UCUACAAGUGGUUUAGAAAUUAGAACGGCCCAAAAAUUGCACUAGUGGUUUUUGGGCAGAGAAAUUUAAUUUUCAUUAAUGGAAUUACGUGCAAAUAAUGUGAGAAAUAUGAAUUGGUGUUCUUAAUUGCAAACUUUACAAUAUUCGUAAUCUCCAUCAACUUUGCGGCGUGUUGCAAUGGGCAAAGAUCAAGAACUGUUGGAAGCGGCACGCAUCGGAAAUAUUGCUGUUGUAGGCAAAAUACUUGAGCAGAUUUCGAAACGUAACAGCGGGCCUUUCUCAAGUUUUCGGCGAAGCCCAUGCAUCAAUAGCCAAGAUGUUAAUGGCUACACGCCACUUCAUCAUGCUUGCUUAAAUGGUCAUGGCAAUAUAGUACGCCUUUUAUUGGUCCAUAAUGCUGCCCCUGAUAUGCCGGAUAUACGCGGUUCAACACCUCUGUAUUUGGCUGCUUGGGCGGGUCAUGACGAGAUUGUAAAACAGCUCUUGCUUCACACACCAAAAGCAGCAAAUCCAAAUGCACAGACUAUCGACAAUGAAACACCCUUGCACUGUGCAGCACAGCAUGGACAUAACACCGUUCUAGCCAUUUUACUUGCCUAUGGUGCUGAUCCAACAGUUCGCAACAAUAGUUUUCAGACGGCAUUAGAUCUUGCCGCACAAUUCGGCCGUUUGCAGGCGGUACAAACAUUAAUACGCACACAUCCCGAAUUGUUAGCACCAUAUCGUUCAUCUGGCAGCAAAACUCCUACAACUUCAACCAUUGAAUCUACACCGUACACGAUUUCACCAUCGACACAUUUAUUUACACAUACUUGCUUGCAUUUAGCUAGUCGUAACGGCCAUAAAAAAGUUGUCGAAGCACUCUUAGCCGCUGGUGUCGAUGUCAACAUUAUGACUAACUCGGGAACUGCCCUGCAUGAGGCUGCACUUUGCGGUAAAAAAGCUGUGGUCAAUGUACUGCUACAAGCCGGUGUUAAUCCAAAUGCUACCGAUGGCUCAGGUCAUACAGCACUAGAUUUGCUCAAAGACUAUCCACCACAUGUCACUUACGAAAUUGUAUGCGCAAUAAAAGAUUUUUAUAAAGACGCCUCGAAUGGUACCCACUUUAAACCAAUAAACGAGCUCAGUGACGGAGACGAUCAUGAGCGCAGUGACAGUUCCAUCUCGCCAGUGCCAAAUAUAGCCUUUGAACGAGGGCAAAACGACGCAAAAGUCAGUGCUAUUGCACACAAGGAAUUUUUGAUGCCAAAGACUGUGAAACCAAAUAGACUUUCUGUUUCGAUGAGUUCUUUAGAACAUACCAGCAAGCCUCAAUCAAAUUAUUUACCAAUGAAACCGAUCCUUUGGCAAAACUCUCAUACAGGCAUCGCGCCUCCAUUUUGCCAAAAUGACCGCAAUGUGCUGCCUCUAUUUUCACCGGUAGAGAAACAGCGUUCUCUGUGGAGUGUUUCUAAUUAUCAACACCGCACACGUAGUCCAAGUAGCCCGAGUAGGUAUGGUGGUCGUGCACAAAUGUCACACAAAGCAUACGAACAUGUUUCUUUGGCCAGAAGCGGUUCAGUGCAUAAUCUCCACGGGCAUAAUACAAAACUAUUCAUAUUAGGCGAUAUUAACGCCAACACCUGUACUCGUUGCGUGGAUGAGUAUGUAGAGAUGACUGACCCCAAUUCUUUUACACGCUCCUCACCAAAUGUUGCAAGGGCAGCUAAUUUGCAGAUAUCGCAUUCUUCAAACACGAAUUUGACUUCACAACAGCGUUCUGUCGAUGGGUUUGUAAAAGUGACUAAUUUGAACAAUUUUACAUGCUCCUCGAAUAACACUACACCACCGAAAAAACCCAUACCUAGCCCACGUUCCAUAAGAACCAAUGACUAUGCCAAUAUUAAUCAUAUUUUAACAACAUCAAAUUCAAGUAUUAAUUGCACGAAUGCGGCGGAAUCGUUAUCACCAAGCAUGCCGCAAAUACCACAGGACCAAAGCCCACCACCGCAGCCAUGCAAAGUAUCGCCCGUGAAAGAUGCGAACAAUAAUUGCCAUAAUAUUAACGAGAAGAAACACUCGCCCACCCCCGAUUUUCCGCCACCGACGGUUUUUCAAGCGGAACAUACCAUACUCGAAUUUAUGAGACCUAAUAGCACUCAUAGCAAGCGUAAAUCAUUGGGCCUGAAGCAACAACCACACCCAGAUUUGGAAUCCUUCAUUAUGGACGCUAUAAAUCAAUUUGAGCUACCUGAUUCUCCAGUGAGUUCUCGUGUUUCGGAUUGUGUGGAGGAGUUUGUGGGUGAUGCACCUUUUGCUGGACUUUUUAAAGGUUCUACUUUGAAUUUGGCAAUGGAUGGUAAAGAAGAUGGCUUUUCCGUUCACCGCGCAUCUAGUGGCCUACGCUCACCGAGUUUGGUCCGCUCAAUAAAGCCACUACCACCCAAAAGAAAUAUUGCUCAGUCGCAAAAAGCGGUUGAUGCUGAAAAUUUCAAUGCUGCACAAGUGUGGGCAGAGAUUGAUACCAUACUUGAAAGUAUUGGCAAUGAGGUCAAUAAACAGUCGGAACAAAUAAGCGAGCUCAAUAAAACCAGCACCUUGAACAAGGAGUCAUUGCAAAUACGUAGACCAGCAGCUUUGUGUUUGGGUAGUAACGACGAUUGUGCAAACAACUGGUGUCAUUCUCCAAACACGCUUAUAUUCGGACAAAUACUCUACACAGUAUAUUAUCUAGGGUCCACAGUUAUACGUGAAUUGCACGGUACUACUUCCACACGAAAAUCCAUAUUAAAAUUUAAGCGAAAUGCCACUCCACUGCCAGUGGUCAAGGAGAGGGAAUCGAACUUAGUAAAGGAUUGCAAUAAUUUAACCAAAAUGCUCAAAGAGUCUAAUCAGGAUACGCGCCUAAAAGUUGGUCUUGCUGUGUCUUGUGGUGGUGUAAAGUUUUUGAACACCGACAAUAGUUCCACCAUUUGCACGCACGAUAUCGAAAACAUCAAUUGUGUGUGCCAGGAUGCCGAGGACUUGCGGUAUUUUGCUUAUAUUACUAAAGAAGAAGAUAUGCAUUAUUGUCAUGUUUUUAUGGUGGAUAAUUUGGAGUUAUCACAUGAAAUUAUUUUGACAUUGGGUGAGGCGUUUGAAGUUGCAUAUCAGUUGGCGCUAAGCAAAGAAGAUGUCGCACCGAUUUCUAAUAAUUCGAGGUCUAUGGAAAAUAUUGCCGAGAUAUAGUUUGACCAUAAACUAACUACUAACUUUAAUUUCUAAUUCAAUUUAAUUUUGUAUUCAACCACUAGUCGUUGAUUUUUAAAUUUUCAAAUUGUAUUAAUGAAGGUAUUUAAAACCUACGCGGUUUUGUUUAUCGCAUUUUCCACGAUUCUUGCAAAAUCGUGACGUUGCAUUACGAUUUUUGUUAAUUUUGAAUGUUUUAAUACAAACUUGUUAUUUAUGAAAACAAAUUGUAUUUU
This is a messenger RNA of Bactrocera tryoni, 3443 nucleotides long. Its product is annotated as ankyrin repeat and sterile alpha motif domain-containing protein 1B. Gene Ontology annotation, molecular function: protein binding. NCBI's taxonomy places the organism in Eukaryota, Metazoa, Arthropoda, Insecta, Diptera, Tephritidae. The transcript is spliced from 12 exons. Bases 178 to 3207 code for a protein of 1009 amino acids. The record is from RefSeq and is a predicted model, not a curated record. Gene Ontology annotation, cellular component: cytosol.